AUGCACCUGGGCAGCACCAGUAUGUGGCCCAAAUCCAACAACGCCACGUGGGCGCAGGGUCAAUUCAUGGGCAUCUUAAGCAGCAGCGAGGCGCUGAACCCGUUCUUCGCGGGGUGGCAUCUGGCCAUGGCUGUGUACUGCGAUGGGGGCGGCUAUGCGGGAGCAGCCGGGCGCGUGGCCGUGGGGGAGGGGCACUACGUGCACAUGGAUGGGAGCAGGAUCGUCAGCGCUAUCAUGGAUGACCUGCUGGAAAACCGAGCAAUUGUAAGGGCUGGCAGUGAUGCGCCUCUGUGA
Molecule: messenger RNA, 294 nt
Organism: Closterium sp. Yama58-4
Lineage: Eukaryota; Viridiplantae; Streptophyta; Zygnematophyceae; Desmidiales; Closteriaceae
Source: the annotation of a GenBank genome assembly